This is a messenger RNA of Talpa occidentalis (Iberian mole), 1913 nucleotides long. RefSeq names its product coenzyme Q7, hydroxylase (gene COQ7). Bases 72 to 725 code for a protein of 217 amino acids. NCBI's taxonomy places the organism in Eukaryota, Metazoa, Chordata, Mammalia, Eulipotyphla, Talpidae. Gene Ontology annotation, biological process: ubiquinone biosynthetic process; determination of adult lifespan; regulation of reactive oxygen species metabolic process. The record is from RefSeq and is a predicted model, not a curated record. Gene Ontology annotation, cellular component: nucleus; mitochondrial inner membrane. The transcript is spliced from 6 exons. Gene Ontology annotation, molecular function: 3-demethoxyubiquinol 3-hydroxylase activity.
GUCAUCAGUCUGUGCCAAGAGUACUUUUGGCCCAGUUCGCUCACGGGAGCGAUUUCUCGCUAGCCGCGGCCAUGAGCGGGGCCAGGGCUGGGGCGGCUCGUUCCCUGUGGCGGCUGCGCCCGGGCGCCCGGUGGCCCCUCUCAGCUCAUGGAGGAAGAAUCAGUGUCAGAUUGUGUAGUUCACGAAUGACCUUAGACAGUAUCAAUCGAGCAACUGUGGAUCGAAUAAUCCGGGUGGAUCAUGCAGGUGAAUAUGGAGCAAACCGCAUCUAUGCCGGGCAGAUGGCCGUCCUGGGUCGGACCAGUGUCGGGCCGGUCAUUCAGAAAAUGUGGGAUCAAGAAAAGGACCAUUUGAAAAAGUUCAGUGACUUGAUGGUCGCGUUCCGGGUCCGGCCGACAAUCCUGAUGCCCUUUUGGAACGUCGCGGGGUUUGCUCUGGGCGCGGGAACUGCCCUUCUUGGGAAGGAGGGCGCCAUGGCCUGCACUGUGGCUGUGGAAGAGUCCAUAGCGCGUCACUAUAACAACCAGAUCAGGACGCUGAUGGAGGAGGAUCCUGAGAAAUACCAGGAGCUGCUUCAGGUGAUAAAGAAAUUUCGGGACGAAGAGCUCGAGCACCAUGACAUAGGCCUCGAGCACGACGCAGAGCUGGCGCCGGCAUAUGCUGCUUUGAAGAGAGUCAUCCAGGCUGGAUGCAGUGCAGCGAUCUAUCUGUCGGAGAGGUUCUAAAGUCUGGCCAGUGACAGUGGCAGAAAAGGAACUGUACAGUUACUCUUACAUGAAUUUUGUUAAUAAACUGAGGGGGUUUUCAUGAAUAGAACUGUCCAUCGUUGGUUUUUCUCUGUGCUGUCUUAAUGCCAUAGGCGGACAAUUUAUCAGGAAUGUCCAAACUGCAGCAAACAAAGUUGUCCUUGUUUGGUCCAGAGUUAAUUUUUCCUGGAACAUGAAGCAUUAAAGUAACAGGAAUCUUGAAGAGAAAAAAAUUUUUUCUGAGUUUACUGGUAAUGAAAGAUCAUUUUAAACCCAAGGGUGUUGACUGACCGAGCAGGACUAUCAGGUGGACCCGGGCCAGGAGCUGUGGAGCAUCUCAUUGUGUCCACUUUGUACUGGAGGGUGGUGUAGUCCCCUCACAAGACAGACGUUGUGGAUUCUUCGCAGCAUUGAAUUAUAAUCUUUUUUUGGGUGUGUUGCCAAAGAAUGAACCAAAACUCACUAUAGUUUUCAUACUUUGUAGAAAUCUUACGUGAUUUACACAGUUUUAAAUGAUUUGUGAGAAUCUGAGACCCGUGGUUCUGCUCUCUGGCUACACACUGGAAUGUGCUGUGGAGCUUUAUAAAAUUGUUCAGAUUGCAGACCCAGGGCUCCCGGGUAUGAGUCAGGCUGGGCACCCCGGCUAGAGUGGAAGCCUUUUGUGAAACCACGUCGUCCAGUUUUUGCCUCUUCCCUGGCCUCACGACCACGCGUGACUAACCAGGGUCCAGUUUUAAAGGACAGGGGUCACGGGGUUAGUGUGGAUUCAUCCUCUCCAACCUCUCUUUCCCUGAACCAAGGGCGAAUUUCAUUUUAUUUAAUCAAGUGAAUCAGCCUUCUGAUCACUGCAAUAAAUUCAAUGUGGGAGAGAAAGGUUAAAGACAGCUUGAGAUUUCAAGCCCUUUUAUGCUGGGUCACGAACAGCAGACUGCAGUACCGCUCAGUUGGCAACCACAGAAAAGGCAAGUUCCAAGGCAGUUAUUGUGUCACAUUCUUUUUAACUGUGCAUUUUAUGUCUUUUUUAUAGACUGUUUAUUGAGGCAAAACACCUUUUCUGUUUUCUGGCACACACUAGGUGCCAUUGAAAGGAGGGGAGAAAAGGAAAAAGAAACAGGAGAGAGCGGAAGAGGCAGAUGUUCCUAAAGCCCUGCAGAAACAUGGGGGGAA